Callorhinchus milii (elephant shark) is the source of this 339-nucleotide messenger RNA. RefSeq lists its product as uncharacterized. The record is from RefSeq and is a predicted model, not a curated record. NCBI's taxonomy places the organism in Eukaryota, Metazoa, Chordata, Chondrichthyes, Chimaeriformes, Callorhinchidae. The coding region runs from base 1 to 339 and encodes 112 amino acids. The transcript has a single exon.
AUGAGCGUAGGAGCGGCCGAGCCGCAGCCACAGCCACAGCCGCUGGCGGAGAAGGCGUUGUCCGAGGCCUUCGGGCGGCUGCGGUACCGCGACACGUCGCUGUUGAUCUGGCAGCAGCAGCAGCAGCAGCUGGAGAGGCGGGUGCUGGGCGCGGGGCCCGGCCCGGGCCCGAACAGUUACCUGGGCAGGAGCCAGAGCCUGUGGUACCAGCGCUUCGGCAACCAGCCCGUGCUGGUGCGGGACAGAGCGCGUCUGCGGGAGGCCGAGGACCCGGACCCAGAGCUCGACCCCGACCCGGACCCGGUUCCGGGCCGCUCCAGGGUCUGCGCCCUCAUGUGA